Messenger RNA from Blepharisma stoltei, 201 nucleotides. The record is from the annotation of a GenBank genome assembly. Lineage: Eukaryota; Ciliophora; Heterotrichea; Heterotrichida; Blepharismidae.
AUGGCAAAGCCAAGCAAAAAAUGCAAAACUUGCAAAAACAUUGGACAAAAGCAAAAGCAAUUUAAAAAAAAAGCAAAGCCAUGCAAAAAUUUAAAAAAAAAUGAAAAAAUUUCGCAAAGCAGGCAAAACUUUUGCAGGUUGGCAAAAAAGUUGCAAAAAUUGGCAAAAAUCACGAUUAGAAAAUUUAACAGUAAAAUUUAA